Molecule: messenger RNA, 219 nt
Organism: Clunio marinus
Lineage: Eukaryota; Metazoa; Arthropoda; Insecta; Diptera; Chironomidae
Source: the annotation of a GenBank genome assembly
AUGAAUUCAUCUAAAGACAAAGAAAUAUUCAAGGGGCUCUUUAUUGUAAAAAAUUUGCCGCCAAAAGCACUAAAAGCACAAUUUUCACAACUUCUUUAUAAACAUCAAUCACGAAAUCUACGAUUAGAAACUGUAAGCAGAAUAAUCACAUUUUGCUUUCACAUGACAACAUUUAGGUGUCGUCUUUGCUCCUAUUGGAAAGAAAAUUUAGAAGAAUAA